UUCAAUUCAACAGUAUUGUUUAGGAUGCUAGAACCCCUCCAACGACUGAGCUCAGGGUAGUUCCGUGCCUACAGCUGCGAGCCCGUUAAGUUGGUGGCGUGAGACCGGCACUGCCUCGCCGGAAUCCACGGCAGCGUUGGAACUUCACUUCCCAGCAAGCCCCGCGCCUGGUGGCGUCAGCGCGAGACCUGACAGGCACCUCGCCCUGUCUGCUGCCCAAGCUGUCAGGCAGAGGCGGGACACCACACGCUUGACGUCAGGGCGCGCGGCAUCCUGGGAUGUGUAGUCUGACCGGGACUCGGACGCCCCCUCGAAUGAAUGGGGCCGGACUGCCUGCGAACUACAGCUCCUGGGCCCGCGGCUUCGGUGGCGCCGCGCGGGAAGUGGAGACCGCGGCGGCCCCCGGGGACAGCGGCGCGCGGGUACGCUGGCAAUGCGCUGUGCCGCGGAGGAGGCGGCGGCCCGGUUUCCAGGGAUAGCGGUGUAGGCGGGCGCUUCCUCGGCGCGCUCGCUCCCCUUCCCUGCACCGAUGCACCCGGCCUUCGCGGUGGGCCUGGUUUUCUCAGGCUGCUGCAGUAACGUGAUCUUCCUAGAGCUUUUGGCCCGGAAGCAUCCAGGAUGUGGGAACAUUGUGACAUUCGCACAGUUUUUAUUUAUUGCUGUGGAAGGCUUCUUCUUGGAAGCUGAUUUGGGAAGGAAGCGGCCAGCUAUCCCAAUAAGGUACUAUGCUGUAAUGGUGACCAUGUUCUUCACUGUCAGCGUGGUGAAUAACUAUGCCCUGAAUCUCAACAUUGCCAUGCCUCUGCAUAUGAUAUUUAGAUCUGGUUCUCUAAUUGCCAAUAUGAUUCUAGGAAUUAUCAUUUUGAAGAAAAGAUACAGUAUAUUCAAAUAUACCUCCAUUGCCCUGGUGUCUGUGGGAAUAUUUAUUUGCACUUUCAUGUCAGCAAAGCAGGUGACUUCACAGUCCAGCUCGAGUGAGACUGAUGGAUUCCAGGCAUUUGCAUGGUGGUUACUAGGUAUCGCGGCACUGACUUUUGCUCUCUUGAUGUCAGCAAGGAUGGGUAUUUUCCAGGAGACCCUAUACAAACAAUUUGGGAAACAUUCCAAGGAGGCUUUGUUUUAUAAUCAUGCCCUCCCACUUCCUGGCUUUAUCUUCUUGGCUUCUGAUAUUUAUGACCAUGCACUGCUCUUCAGUAAGUCUGAAUUAUAUCAAGUUCCAGUCAUUGGUGUGACAGUGCCCAUCAUGUGGUUCUACCUCCUCAUGAACGUCAUCACUCAGUAUGUGUGCAUCCGAGGCGUCUUCAUCCUCACCACAGAGUGCGCCUCCCUCACCGUCACACUUGUUGUGACUCUCCGCAAGUUUGUGAGCCUCAUCUUUUCCAUCCUGUACUUCCAGAACCCUUUCACUCUGUGGCACUGGCUGGGCACCUUGUGUGUCUUCGUUGGGACCCUGAUGUACACAGAGGUGUGGACUAACCUAGGGACCACAAAAGGCCAGCCUCAGAAGGAGGACAAGAAGAACUGAGGUCUGCCUGCCAUAGGGAGGGCCAGGGUCUGGGCCCCACCUCACCUUUGUUAAUGCUGAAUUACCCCCAAGCACCAGAGAAUCCUCAGGAGGGGCCCCUCCGAUUUCUCAUGGCUAUACUACUGACGUUUAUGGACUCCAAAUAGCAACCCCUCAACUCUGAAAUAGGAAGAGAAUAGCUCUCUGCUACGAAACAGCCCAUUCACUUGUUAUUUGUUCUGUUUACCAAAAUAUUCAGUGCUGCACUUUCUUGAAUGCUGAGUCCCCAGAGCUACUAGUUUUAUAUCCGUGGUCUUGGGCAAGUGUAUCCCUUUUGUUGCUGUUCUGUUGACUCUGCGUAACAGUCACUGUGGUCCUGGGGCCUUGGGCCUUUUUGCCCCCUUCCAUCCUUCAGCAGCAGCAUCAGGAACAACUGAGUGGCCCAGUGAACUGAGACACUGGUGCUGCUGGGGCUGGACUUUCCCCAGUGUUGGGGAAGAGCAGUUUGUCCCUGUGAGCUGGGCCCUGGUGACACGAGUAGGACCGGUAGGGCUCAUUUCCCACAUUCUACUUUUUUCCUAGCAGAAGUCAUGUGCGUUCACAUCUUUUGAUUUCUGUGCUUAGAACAAAUGUGCAGCCUCUCUAUGUUAAUGAGAAAGGAAGGUUGUAUCUGAACUGGGAAAGGGACGUUUUCCCUCUGUCCACAUGCCUAGUAGCCUAGAGCAGAGGUGUGAUGCCCAGCUGGCUCCUAGCAGGCAGGUGAAGUGGAGGAGAGAGAUGCAGCCCUGCCUGUCAACUCUGAUAGCAUGCCAGUGAGUGCACUAAUAUAUAUACAGUAGGUGUGGUGUAUGAAGUAGGUCAAACCGCAACUAAAAUGAAAAGGGUUUUUUUCCUGCCUGUGGUAUCAGUGUUCCUCCGAUGAGAUUAAUUUUGAGAAAGAGGCGUAACGUCAGUGGAACAUGUUUUGGUGUUUGUGCUUUUGUGUAGUUUGUAUAUGGUAAUUUUGGAGGUGAGACUAGCAGGAAAGUCAGUGUUCUUUAUUUCCUUGUUCUUCAGUAGGCAUUUAAGCUGACUGGCCACUUCUCCUUUUGCACAGAGAUGAAGGCUUUUGCACAAAGACAAAAAAAAAAGGGGGUGGGGGGCACAGAUUGUGUUCUUAAAUUGAGGUGUGGGUCUCCAGGUCUCAUACCGAGGUGCGGUAUGUCUACUCCACAGCUGGGAGCUGUUCCCUGGUGGGGUCUGAGGUCAGUGUCUCUAGAACCGCUGGGUUGCUUCGGGGAAGUCGCUUAAGCUGCCUUGGCUUUUUGUUACACAAAAUGUGGAUACUGUUUCUCCACCUGAGCCACAAGGUUCCCAGACUGAUUUGUUGUUAUGGACACUGACCACUUUCAAGUGCCACUAAUGGUUUAGUCUAAAAGAUGCUGAAUUAGGUGUGAAACCAUUCAUGGAAUCAAAUGGUACUUUCUUUGAAAAAUCUGGAGUUCCUCAGGCUGAUGGUGCUAUAAAUACCAUGGGUUGAAUAUCCUCUUAAAAACAACAAAAGCUACUUUUUUUAAAUCGCUUUAUUGAGGAACCUGUCCUUAGACUCUGUUAGCUGUGUAUCUGGAGUCUUACCAGGAUAACUCUGAACAGGACAGAACCUUCCACCACAUGGUAUCACCCUUUUUAUUGGUGGCAAAUAUUACAAUAUAUAUGCUAACUGAACUGUUGAUGUACACAGACAGCUCUUCACUGGGUCUAUUAGGUUUUAGAGAAUGUGUGUCCCUCUCAGUGUGAAUGCUCUGCUGGUCUUAUUAACAAAAGGUUCUGUAUGGACAGAUAAGGGCACUCAUACAGUGAAACAAACACAUGUAAGAACAGAAUGUCUGAAAUGCCCCGUGGGUUGAUUUUUCUUUCUAGUGGUCGAAUGUAAGGAAAUAUGUCUAACAGAUACUAGUUGAUUUUUUUUAACAAGCUUUUUUUUUUAACCAUUUAUUUCCCUUGCACAACUGACUUUUCAAUCCAGGUUGAAAUUUAUUUCAACCUUUAUUAAAGGGGCGAAUAAACCAUUUUGUAGAGAAUCAGAUUCAUAUGUAACUAGAGGAGAAAUGUCUAUUAAAUAGCUAUGCUUUCUCUGAAUCAAGAUCAUGUAACUUUGUGCCCCAGAGAUAGAGGAUAUGGUUUGUUUACAAAAGAAAUUGUUGUUUAAGACAUCCAAAACUCUACCCUUAGAGCAAAGAUCAAAUAACAGUUGACACUAACCAGCAAAUGAGCUGUGUGUGGGUACACCUAUGUGCCCACUUAACAGCUAGACUGGUGUCCUAAAUAAAGUAACAGGAGAAAAUGGUGGCUGUUUGAAUUAUAUGUCUGCAUACCCUUUACCACAAUUCUAUUGUCGCAUCAUAAGCUCUCUUUUUCUUUUUGUAUUAGUAAUUUAUUUUUGUUCCUUUAUUUUCUUUUUCAUCCAACUAAACAGCCAUUAAUGCACUAGGUAGGCUUCUGUCAGGUUCUAACAUACUGACACAAUCCAAAGAGUUUUUUUCCUUCUGCCCUUUUAUCCAGUAUUUUAGUUAUUUCAGUGCUAUGAGUGAAAACAUGAAAGCCAAAUGGAUGCAUGCCACCCACAACAGACCGAUUCUACCAGAAAGAUUACCUGACAUUUCUAAAGGAGUCUGACAUCUCGUGGUCAUUUCCUGAGCACCUUUCUUCCUGUCUGCCCUGUUUUUCUUUUAAUUCCUAACCUCCCCAUCCUGUUUCCUCACUGCAGCCUAUGUUCACUUGUAUAGCUUUCUCCUGAGCAACACCUAUCUGUAAUCUUGUGUCCGUUUAUGCCUCUAUUCUUUGGGGCCUCUCAAUGUUUUUAUGGAUUUUUACAGGGUACUUACAUCCGCAUACCAUGUAUUUUGUUACACUUUAUUAAAGCACUGAUACAGAAUGGGGUGUCUACCUGGCAGAGUAUGUGAAUAUAUGUAGAUGAGUAUGGACAUGAAGGGUUAAUGUAAAAAUGUUCAUAUAUUCUGUCAUGGCUCAAAGUGUGGCUGAGAAUCUUUACCACAGUUCUUUUCUAUAUUUGGAAAAUAAUAGUUUUCCUGUUUCGCUCUUCUUGUCCUACCUUUAGCUGACUUCACUCAGCACUGUCGAAUGCCUGUGGAGAGGGGAGGUAGAAAACAUUAGGUUAGGAGUGAUUCUAAACCAGUGCAUUAGCUCGGGCUGGUGGACAUGCUCAUCAGUGGACCAGCUGGCAUAUUAGAGAAUGUGGCAAAGACCGGGAGCAGGUACGCAGUGCACACUGAGAGCACAUCAUAGAAACGUGCAGUCAAGAUCCUACCUUGCAGUCAUUUGUUUCUUGUGGGUGUGGAGUUAUGAGUAAUUCUGCCCUUAUUAGGUAAAGUAUUUGGGUCUCAGUAGCUUUAUCCUGGGAAAUGGGAAUGCUCUUACCUGCGAUCGUCCACUCUUAGGUUGAAAGAAGUGUCAAUGUAGAUAAGAUAUACUCGUUAUUAUUACUGGUUGUCCUGGCAUUUGAGAAUGAGUAUCAACAGUGUUUGUAAAUGAAAGAACUAGUCAUUGCACUGGGAUGUGUUCAGUACACACCGAGCUGUGGUGGCAGACUGUGUAGUAUUGUCUCCUCCCAGCAGUUUCCUGCCAGUAGACUGCAGAGAAGGGAGGAACCAGGGGUCAUGUCCAAGUUCUGUUUGCCAGUCCCAGCACAGUUUCUGAGAAAACUUCUGAUGGAUCCUGAUACCUGUGUUCCUACUCUUCAUUAGCUGGUUGGCAAGAAAGCAAAUAAGAGGAAACCUUCCUAAGAUUCAAAGCCAGAGAAGAAAUAGAGGGCGCACACCAGGGAUUGCUCCCGGCAUGCUGCUUUUUGCUGUCUUCCUGCCUGGUGGUCAGAGGAAGAGCAUUGCAUCUUGAGCACCUUGCACAUGAGAUGUACAGUGCAAGGGGAUGCCUAUCAGAGUAGCAGUAAGGAUUUCUAAAAGUUUUUGAAGUAGGUUAUUUGGGGUGAACCUUACAUUUCCAUAGCUGGUUUGUAUUGGCUGAUGCCUGGAGCUCAUUGUCUGUUUGUCUGUUCUCAGUAUCAUACUGAGACCUCUGUCUGUGCUUUACCCACUUUAAUCAUUAACCAUCCUGGCAAAUUGCCUCAAUUUUAGUCAGGUAAGGUAAGCUGCAAGGGUACCACAGGUAGGUGGGAUGGGGGAAGCCUAGUCUACAUUUAGAAGAAAUAAAACUCAUGUUUUUUUAAGAAAAAAAGCUUUAUAAUUCCCUGGCACACUGGAUUAUAUAUAUCUUGUGAGAUGUAAGGAUGACGCCUAUGAACCCAGGACAGCGUGGUGAUCCCCAGGGCGAUACAAAUGGCUGUAUAUAUUACUACAUCACAGUCAUUUCUGUGCAAGUUGUUUCUGUUCCAGAGAAUGGCAUCUUCCUCCAAAGAAGAGGAUGAUAUUUAAAGUAGAAUUUCCUAACAAAAUAUGUGGAGUGGGGGGUGGGGAGGAAUGGUAGGGUUAUGGUUUUCCCAGCCUGGGAGCUAGUCAUUCAGUAUCGAGUUUUAAGAACAAAGACGGGGCAGAGAUAGCAGUAGAGUAUGUAGAACAGCUAAUAGGCAUUAGUGAGCAUUCAGAUGUUGAGCUCUGUAAAUAUCAAACAUUGGCUUCCAGCCUUGUGAGUUAUUUGAGCAUAGAGUUAAGGAGUACAUGGAGAUUCUGUGAAUAAAAUGUUUUGCCAAACAAGCUGAAGAAGUCUUUUACCAUGAUUACUUAGAAAGAGCAAUUUUCUACUUUCUGAAACAACUCAUCAGACACCUGGUUUUUAUCCUGAAUUGUACAGUCAUUGUUUCUUAAUAAAAGUGAUAAAUUUG
Messenger RNA from Manis pentadactyla (Chinese pangolin), 6338 nucleotides. RefSeq names its product solute carrier family 35 member B4 (gene SLC35B4). Gene Ontology annotation, molecular function: UDP-xylose transmembrane transporter activity; UDP-N-acetylglucosamine transmembrane transporter activity. The transcript has 10 exons. Gene Ontology annotation, biological process: transmembrane transport. Bases 530 to 1525 code for a protein of 331 amino acids. Lineage: Eukaryota; Metazoa; Chordata; Mammalia; Pholidota; Manidae. Gene Ontology annotation, cellular component: Golgi membrane; endoplasmic reticulum membrane. The record is from RefSeq and is a predicted model, not a curated record.